UAAUGGUUGGGUUCAUCAAGGCUGGGCACCGUCCUUGCCAACAAGGCCCAUAGAACAGGCAGGGGGAGCAGAAGGCCAGGUCUGACAUGAGAUGGAUUGUCCAUCACGAGUCUUUCUUUCCAGGGUUCUUCUUGAUCCAGAGCAUCUGGGCACAAGAGGGUGAUCACGGCAAGCCCUUCCUGUCAGCCUGGCCAAGCCCUGGGAUUCCUCAAGGACAGCAUGUGACUCUCCGGUCACUCCCCUCUCGGAUUGACAGGUUCAGGCUGCACAAGGGUGACAGAACCAAUGUCCCUGAGCUCCAGGUCGUGAUGUUCUGGAAGGACUUCCUUGUGGGCGCCAUGACUGAAGCACACGCAGGGACCCAUAGGCAUCAUGGCCAAUACGGUCACCUACCCCCUGCGUAGUCAUCACCCAGCGAGCCCUGGAGACUAGCCUGUCUCAUGAAACUGCCUCUCCUCCUUCCAGGUCUGUCCAAGAAACCCUCUCUCUCAGCCCAGGCGCCCGUGGCGAGGUCAGGGGAGAACGUAACCUUGGUCUGCAGCUCUGAGAGCGCCUUUGACCAGCUCCAUCUGCUCAGGGAGAGGGGGAACCUUGGGCGGGGUCCCCGCAGAGCACUCCAGGCAGAGUUCCCUCUGGGUCCUGGGACCCCUGCCCACAGCGGGGUCUGCAGGUGCUGCGGCUCCUUCACGCGCUCUCCCUACUCGUGGUCAGACUCCAGCGACCCACUGUUCCUGUCUGUCACAGGAUCCCCUACAAGUACUCGCCCAUCAACCGCGGAUCCACACACCACAGAAGAAGCACGGCUUUCUCAAGGCCACUCCAGCCAGCUGCACCUUCUCCUGAGGCUCUCCGUAGCCUUCAUCUGUACCAGUAUCUUCCUCGCUGUUCUUGUCUAUCACUGGUGCUCUACCCACAACCAUGUUUCCUUCAUGGAAGGAGAGCCCAAGCAAGACAGACAGACCCAUCAAGAGGACGUGAUAUUUGCUCACUUGAACCACAGGACCCUCUCUGAGAGACUGUUCACACCCACUCCCCUGAGCCCUAUGCACCACUCCACAGAGCCCAGUAUCUAUGAGGAAUUCAAUGUAAACCAAGAACAUGCUGAGCCCUGAAUGGCCCCAUCCUUUGAGCACACAGAGCGUUAUAAAUUGAAGAGCUCCAUCUCUUUCUAACGGGCUUCCUCCGUGGGCACUCCUUCUCCUCCUCCAAAGCAGCCCAGCAGCUCUGAAGUUAAGAGUGGAGUCCAAGAAUUAUAGGAUCCUCUUCAAAAAUCCCACCACCUCUUAGUAAUCCCCUGGCUAUUUUAAUACUCUAUUUUAACUAUGUAACCUUUUGGGAGAAGGUAUUCUAAUCAAUUGCACAUACAGGGUAGG
Capra hircus (goat) is the source of this 1373-nucleotide messenger RNA. RefSeq names its product killer cell immunoglobulin-like receptor 2DL4. The record is from RefSeq and is a predicted model, not a curated record. Lineage: Eukaryota; Metazoa; Chordata; Mammalia; Artiodactyla; Bovidae.